AUGACAAGGUUCCUCACGUUCAAGACAAGGUUCCUCACGCUGAGUAUAAGGUUCUCUACGCUGAGGACAAGGUUCCUCACACUGAGGACAAGAUUCCUAACGCUGGGGACAAGGUUCCUCGCGCAGGGGACAAGUUUUUCUCACUGUGAGGACAAGGUUCCUCACGCAGAGGACAAGGUUCCUCACGCUGAGGACAAGGUUCCUCACGCUCACAACAAGGUUCCUCUCGCUGAUGACAAGGUUCCUUACGCUGUGGACAAGUUUCCUCACGCUGACGACAAGGUUCCUCGCGCUGGGUACAAGGUUCCUCACGCUGAGGACAAGGUUCCUCACUCUGAGGACAAGGUUCCUCACGCUGAGGACAAGGUUCCUCACACUGAGAACAAGAUUCCUCGCGCUGAGGACAAGGUUCCUCACGUUGAGGACAAGCUUCCCCACGCUGAGGAUAAGGUUGUCUACGCUGAGGAUAAGGUUUCUCACGAUGAGGACAAGAUGGUACACUAACAUGGAUAAUGAAGUGUUGAACGGUGUUGUUUUUCUUGAUAUUCGGAAAGCGUUUGACUCAAUUAACCAUAAUAUUUUAUUGCGUAAAAUGAAAGAACAAUUUGGAGUUUUAAAUAUCGAAUUAAAAUGGUUUGAAUCCUACAUUUCUAAUAUGGGAACAAGUGUGUUUUGUCAAUGGCAUGAUGUCAACACCUAGAAAUCUCGUUUGCGGAGUCCCUCAAGGGUCUAUUUUAGGUCCACUUCUAUUCCUGCUUUCUAUUAAUGAUCUCCCAAAUAAUCUCAAGAAUACAAUCCCGUGCUUAUAUGCUGAUGAUACUUGAAUAACAGUAACUUGAAUAACAUAAGUCAAUGGCUCAAACAAGACAAAUUGCAACACCGUUCAUCCAAAACUAAAUUAAUGUACGUAGGAUCUAAACAUAAUCUCCAUAAGAUAAAUAAUGAGAUUCCUGUAAUGUUAAAUGGUCAACCAAUUCCUAGGGUAACCUCAAUACCUUGUUUGGGCGCCACCAUUGAUGAAAUGUUGAGUUGGGAUGAGCAUAUUGACGUAAUUUGCAGAAAGGUUGCAGCAGGUAUUGGGACGUUACGGCGCAUCAAGCCAUUCGUUCCUGCAAACAUGCUGCAAUCAAUCUAUAGCGCUUUGAUACAACCCUACUUCGAUUAUUGUUCUCUCCUUUGGGACACUUGUAACAAAACAUUAAAAGACAACUUGCAGAAGUAUCAAAAUCGAGCAGCUAGGAUAAUAGCUGGUGCUGGUUAUGAGAUCAGGUCUGCUGACGUUCUUCAAUCUCUUGAAUGGGACAAUUUAGAAUCUAGAAGAAAAUUAACUAAGGAAACUCUUGUUUAUAAAAUUCUAAACGACCAUAGUUCGCCGAACUUGAAAGAGUUUUUGAUAAAAAGGAAUAUUUCGCAAACGACUUACGAUCUCAGAAAUGCUCAGAAUGAUCUGGCCGUUCCUAAGCAAAGACGCAACUUUCUGAAAAAGAGUUUUCGAUAUAGUGGUGCUAAACUAUGGAAUGAUCUUCCUGGUGAAGCUAAGGAAGCCCUAUCAAUAUGUUCUUUUAAAAAUAUUGUAAGGCAAAGUAACUAACCUAAUAUUAAUCUAAAUGGAUUAUUACAGACAUAUUUAUAUGGCCAAAUCACACCAAACCACCAACUUCCUUUUAAACCAUUCUAAUUAAUUACUAUAUAUAUCGCAUGUAUUUGUACUUAUAUUUGUCUUUUUUGUAAAUAGUUUUUGUAAAUUUUCAAAUGUCGACGCCCCUUGUGGAAAUCAACUCUCUUUGUUGACAAGGCUAGCGUCUUUAAAUAAAUUUUUACAUACAUACAUACAUACAUACAUACAUACAUACAUACAUACAUACAUUCCUCGCGCUGGUACAAGGUACCUCACCUUAAGGACAAGGUUCCUCACGCUGAGGUUAGGUUCCUCACCGUGAGGACAAGGUUUCUCACGCUGUGGACAAGGUUCCUCACGCUGUGGACAAGGUUCCCUACGCUGAGCAUCAGGACCACUACGAUGAAGACAAGGUUCCUCACGCUGAGGACAGGGUUCCUCACGCUGAGAACAAGGUUCCACACGCUGAAGACAAGGUUCCUCACGCUGAGGAAAAGGUUCCUCACGCUGAAAACUAGAUUCCUCACCCUGAGGACAAGGUUAUCUACGCUGAGGACAAGGUUCUCUACGCCGAGGACAAGGUUCCUCACGGCGACGAAAAGGUUCCUCACGCUGACGACAAGGUUACUGGCGCUGGGGAGAGGGUUCCUCAGGCUGAGAACAAGGUUCCUGACGGUGAGGACAAGGUUCUGCACGCUGAGGACAACGUCCUCGAGCUGGGCACAAGGUUCCUCACGCUGAGGACAAGAUUCCUCACGCUGGGGACAAGGUUCCUCACGCUGUGGACAACGUUCCCUGCUGUGAGGACAGGGUUCCUCAUGCUGAGGACAAGGUUCUUCACGCUGAGAACAAGGUUCUUCGCGCUGGGUACAAGGUUCCUCACGCUAAGGACAAGGUUCCUCACGCUGAGGACAAGGUUCCUCACCGUGAGGAGAAAAUUCCUCACCCUGAGGACAAGGUUUCUCACGCUAAAGACAAGGUUCCUCACGCUGAUGACAAGGUUCCUCACGGUGAGGACAAAAUUCAUCGCGCUGAAGACAAGGUGCCUCACGCUGAGACCAAGGUACCUCCCGCAGAGGACAAGGUUCCUCACGCUGAGAACAAGUUUCUCUACGCUGAGGACAAGGUUUCUCACGCCGAGGACAAGGUUCGUCACGCUGAGAGCUAUGUUCCUCACGCUGAGGACAAGGUUUCUCACGCUGAGGACAAGAUUCCUCGCGCUGAGGACAAGGUUUCUCACGCUGAGGACAAGGUUCCUCACGCUGAGGACAAGGUUUCCUAAGCUCAGAAAAAGGUUUCUCACGCUGAGAACAACGUUCCUCACGCUGAGAACAAGGUUCCUCACGCUGAGGACAAGGUUCCUCACGCUGAGGACUAGGUUCUCUACCCUGAGGACAAGGUUCCUCUCGCUGAGGACAAGGUUCCUUUCGCUGAGGAAAAGGAUUCUCGCGCUGGGGAAAAGGUUCCUCACGCUAUGACCAAUGUUUCGCACGUUGAGUACAAGGGUCCUCGCGCUGGGGACAAGGUUUCUCAGGCUGAGUGCAAGGUUCCCUACGCUGAGGAUCAGGAUCCUUACGCUGAAGACAAGGUUCCUCACGCUGAGGAAAGGGUUCCUCACGCUGAGAACAAGGCUCCACACCCUGAAGACAAGGUUACUCACUGCGAGGACAAGGUUCCUCACGCUGAGAACAAGGUUGCUCACGCUGAGGACAAGAUUUCUCACGCUGGGGACAAGGUUCCUCACGCUGACGAUAAUGUUCCUGACACUGAUGUUUGGUUCCUCGCGCUGAAGUCAAGGUUUCUCACGCUGAGGACAAGGUUUCCCACGCCGAGGACAAGGUUCCUUACGCCGUGGACAAGGUUACACACGCUGACGACAAGGGUCCUCGCGCUGGAUAGAAGGUUUAUCACGCUUAGGUUACGUUCCUCGGGCUGAGGACAAGGUUUCCCACGCUGUGGACAAGGUUCCUCGCUCAAGGUACAAGGUUCCACACGCUGUGGACAAAGUUCCCUUCGCUGAGGACUAGGUUCCUCACGCUGAGGAUAAGGUUCCUCACGCUAAGAACAAGAUUCCUCGCGCUGAGGACAAGGUUCCUCACGUUGAGGACAAGCUUCCUCACGCUGAGGAUAAGGUUCUCUACGCUGAGGAUAAGGUUUCUCACGAUGAGGAUAAGGUUCCUCACGCUGUGGAUAAAUUUUCUCACGCUGAGAACAAGGUUUCUCGCGCUGGGGACAAGGUUCCUCACCCUAAGGACAAGUUUCCUCACGCUGUGGACAAGGUUCCCUACGCUGAGGAUCAGGAUCCCUACGCUGAAGACAGGGUUCCUCACGCUGAGGACCGGCUUCCUUACGCUGAGAACAAGGUUCCGCACGCUGAAGACAAGGUCACUCACGGCGAGGACAAGGUUCCUCACGCUGAGGACAAGAUUCCUCACGCUGAGAACAAGGUUCCUCAGGCUGAGGACAAGGUUCUUCACGCUGAGGGUAAGAUUCCUCACGCUGAGAACAAGGUUCCUCACGCUUAGGACAAGGUUAUCUACGCUGAGGACAAGGUUCUCUACGCUGAGGACAAGCUCCGUCACGCUUAGGACAAGGUUCCUCACGCUGACGACAAGUUUGCUGGCGCUGGGGAGAAGGUUCCUCACAGUGAGGGCAAGGUUCUUCACGCUGAGGACAACGUUCCUCGCGCUGGGGACAAGGUUCCUCACGCUGAGGACAAGAUUCCUCAUCCUGGGGACAACGUUCCCCGCGCUGGGAACAAGUUUUCUCACUCUGAGGACAAGGUUCCUCACGCUGACGACAAGGUUCUCUACGCUGCGAACAAGUUUCCUCACGCUGACGACAAGGUUCGUCACGCUCACGACAAGAUUCCUCGCGCUGAGAACAAGGUUCCACACGCUGAAGACAAGGUUCCUCACGGCGAGGAUAAUGCUCCUCAGGCUGAGGACAAGGUUCCUCACGCUGAGAACAAGCUUCCUCAGGCUGAGGACAGGGUUCCUCACGCUGAAGACAAGGUUCCUCACGUUGAGAACAAGGUUAUCUACGCUGAGGACAAGGUUGCUGACGCUGAGGACAAGGUUCCUCACGCUGAGGACAAGGUUCCUCACGCUGAGGACAAGGUUCCUCACGCUGAGAACAAGGUUCCUCACGCUGAGGACAAGAUUCCUCGCGCUGAGGAGAAGAUUCCUCACGCUGAGGACAAGGUUCCUCACGCUGAGGACAAGCUUUUCUACGCUGCGGACAAGGUUCCUCACCCUGAGAAGAAGGUUCCUGACGCUGAGGACAAGGUACUUCACGCUGUGGAUAAUGUUUCUCACGCUGAAGAUAAGAUUACUCGCGCUGAGCACAAGGUUUCUCACGCCGAGGACAAGGUUCCUCACGCUCAAGACAAGGUUCCCUACGCUGAGAACAAGGUUUUUCACGCUGAGAACAAGGUUCCUCACGCGGAGAACAGGGUUCAUCGCGCUGAGGACAAGGUUCCUCACGCUGACGGCAAGGUUCCGCGCGCUGGGAGGUUCCUCAGGCUAAGGACAAGAUUCCUCGCUCUGAGGACAAGGUUGCUCACGUUGAGGAUAAGGUUCUCUACGCUGAGGACAAGGUUUCUCACCCUGAGAACAAGGUUCCUGAUGCAGUGGACAAGUUUCCUCACGCUGAGGAAAAGGUUCCUCACGCUGAGGUUAGGUUCCUCGCUCUGAGCAGAAGGUUUCUCAGGCUGUGGACAAGGUUCCUCACGCUGAGGACAAGGUUCCUCACGCUGAGGACAAGCUUUUCUACGCUGCAGACAAGGUUCCUCACGCUCAGGAGAAGGUUCCUGACGCUGAGAACAAGGUACCUCACGCUGUGGAUAAUGUUUCUCACGCUGAAGAUAAGAUUACUCGCGCUGAGCACAAGGUUUCUCACGCUGAAGACAAGGUUCCUCACGCUCAAGACAAGGUUCCCUACGCUGAGAACAAGGUUUCUCACGCUGAGAACAAGGUUCCUCACGCGGAGAACAGGGUUCAUCGCGCUGAGGACAAGGUUCCUGUUACGGACGCUACUAUAAUUAAUCUAAUUAUUUCGCGCCGUUUGUUGACAUUAGCAUAA
Messenger RNA from Paramuricea clavata, 5701 nucleotides. The record is from the annotation of a GenBank genome assembly. NCBI's taxonomy places the organism in Eukaryota, Metazoa, Cnidaria, Anthozoa, Malacalcyonacea, Plexauridae.